Pipistrellus nathusii (Nathusius's pipistrelle) is the source of this 657-nucleotide messenger RNA. The record is from the annotation of a GenBank genome assembly. NCBI's taxonomy places the organism in Eukaryota, Metazoa, Chordata, Mammalia, Chiroptera, Vespertilionidae.
AUGGAGGCUAGCUCGGCGGGUCGCUGGCCGUCUCGCGAGGCAUCGGCGGAAGAAGCCGAGCCGCCGGCCGCCUCCUGGAGCGGGGACAGCGGCCGCGUGUCGCAGAGCCUCAGCCUCGCCUCGGGGCCGUGGGAGGACGAGGGCGCGGACGGGGGCGCGCCGGGCCGCGACCUGCCGCUGCUGCGCCGCGCCGCCGCGGGCUACGCCGCCGGCCUGCUGCCCGGGGCCGGGGCGCGCGCCGAGGUGCAGGCCCUGGACGCCAGCCUGGACGAGCUGCUGACGCGGGUGGACGAGUUCGUGGGCAUGCUGGACAUGCUGCGCGGCGACUCCUCCCACGUGGUGAGCGAGGGCGUGCCGCGCAUCCACGCCAAGGCCACGGAGAUGCGGCGGGUCUACGGCAAGAUCGACCGGCUGGAGGCCUUCGUGGGCAUGAUCGGCGCCAGCGUGGCCCGGAUGGAGGAGCAGGUGGCCCGGGCGGAGGCCGAGCUGGGCUCCUUCCCCGGCGCGUUCAGGAAGCUCCUGCACACCAUCCACGUGCCCGCCCUCUUCGCCAAGGCGCCCGCCGGCAGGCCGCCGCCGCCGGCCGCCUACGAGCCGCCCGCCCUGUUCCGGACCGAGGACCACUUUCCCGGCGGCGGCGAGCGGCCUCUGCUCUGA